AUAGAAGCCGCCUUCUGAGAGCCAUGAGUGACUGGGAGGAGACGGACUUCUGCGAGGCUUGGAACUGGACACCUGGAAUAGGAAAAAGAAAAAAGCACCCUAAAAAGGAAAAGAAAUGUCCAAAACGUCAAAACGACCUUACAAUAAAAAGUGAUGAGAAUAUCCCAAAAAAAAGAAAAGAAACAUUCAAAAUAUAAAGAAGCAAUGGACGUGAGGAAAGAGAAGAAAAAAGAUAAAAAUAAAGUAGCCUUGGUACUUGGGGACCGUUUUAUACUUCCACAGGGCAGCAGUGCAACAUUUGAACGCACUGAAAUAUCAAAUCCACCCGGUGGUGAGAAGCUAAAAUCUGACUGCAAUAAGAAAACCAAAAGAAAAAAGAAUGUGGCAUUUGACUUAUCACCUGGCAACAUCCCAGUCAAACGUCCUAAAUGUUUCUCUUCAUCUGAGCAGAGGCCCAUAAAGAGCAUCCUCACAGAGCCUGAAGCUGUGAGAGACAGUGGGAGCUGUGCUCAGGUCACAGUGACACAGGCUUAUGAGUCCCAAUGCACCAGUGAGGAUAUGAACAGCCAGGACCUGUUUAUCACCCAGAAGACUUUCAGAACAUUGCCGUCUGAAUCUUCCAGUGGCGAAACCAGUGACAAAGCUCCUAUGACUAGUCCUCUUAGGUUGACACCUCGAAACAAGCUGUACACAUAUAUGCCCUGGGUAGAACAGUAUUGUGGAGGAUCAUACAACAAAUUACAUGUCCAGCAACAGCCCAGAAAGACCAACACGCAUGUGCAGAAGACAAACACAGUACAGGUGUGUUUCAAACAAGAAGAGGAGGAAGACGGGUUGAAGAAAGCAGAUCAGAACCCCAAAAAGGGAAAUUCAUCUAUUCAAACACAGGUGAAUUUAAAUGCAAACCUUACUGAUGAGAAAAAAGUGUCACACCCUUCACAUGUAAAGCCUGCUGUGGUGAAGAAACACCUGGAGGAGCCAACUGAUUUAAAGCCCUUACCCGUUGCAAAGUCAAAGAAAAAUUUGAAAUGUGCCACCCAGCAGUCUGCAUCAUGUUCAUCAGAACUAUCGGUGCCUCGCCAUAGGUUCAUGGAAACCACUUCAACACAGACAGAAAACUUCUUCACAUUUGAACUAUGCUCUUACCUCAACUUCUAUGAAAACAGUAGAGUGGCUGCUCAUCAUGACGAAUUGAAACCGUUGGACCUGAGCCUGCCGCAGAGGGCCAGGAAAGAUCUUGGGAUGUGUCUGUCACCACUCGGAGAGAUCAGAGGCGACAACCACAAAGAGCCCAACUUACAUGAAUCUGGUUGUUCAGACAGGAAAGAUGGAGAGGUAGAGAAAGAGCCUUCUGGACAGCAUUGGUCUGCAGACAUGACCACCUCCAGCGAGGAUGAGCCCCCCGGUCGCUCCGGCAAGCAGGACCUGACCCAGGUGAGGGCAGUCCAGAUGAGACUCAAUGAGUCUUUCUUCUUCAAGACCAAAGGAGAGGGACGAUACCCCCGCCCAGAGUCUCCACUGAUGAAGCUGGCUCAGGGCAGAGAGCUGAAAGGCAGGAAGAGACACUGA
Molecule: messenger RNA, 1569 nt
Organism: Trematomus bernacchii (emerald rockcod)
Lineage: Eukaryota; Metazoa; Chordata; Actinopteri; Perciformes; Nototheniidae
Exons: 3
Coding region: 154-1569 (471 amino acids)
Source: RefSeq, a predicted model, not a curated record